This is a messenger RNA of Drosophila navojoa, 586 nucleotides long. RefSeq lists its product as uncharacterized. The record is from RefSeq and is a predicted model, not a curated record. Lineage: Eukaryota; Metazoa; Arthropoda; Insecta; Diptera; Drosophilidae.
UCUUGUGUAAAAAAAAAACAAAAAUAUGAAAAAAUCAAAUCAAUGCCUUGUACCCAAGAUCCUCGAUAUGGGCCAAUGGGAUUCAAAUAAAAUUAAACACUACAGUUCGCUGCCGCGUAUUCAGAAACAGUUGCGCAGAGGAAACUGGGCGUACAUACAGGAACAUCCCGAGAUACGUGCCAUUAUACGUGUGAUUUUACAACAUGUAAUCAACGAAAAUCCCGACAAUGUCCGAGAGUGUGUAGGUGAAUUUUUCCACUGUCGUCGUACACGAUUGCUGGUGCCCAUGAUAAACACGCAAUUAAAGUACGUUAAGGAGCAGCUCAAACGCGGACGUUGGAGCAAAUUUGAUGCGGAAACAUUGUUCAUGGAGAGUCCAUCCACACAUUCGCUACUGUCCACAGCGUCCACAGAUUUCAACGUUCAUCCCGUGCUCACCUACGCACUGGUGUUCAAGAAACCCGAUGAGUGCGGCAUAGACAAGCCUCCUUACUAACUACUAAUCCAAGAUUUACUGGACAAUAAUAUGAUAUGCUUUUUGUUGCAGUUCUGAAAUAAAAUUAAUUGAUAAAAGCCUAUUAGAUAA